Molecule: messenger RNA, 2889 nt
Organism: Stylonychia lemnae
Lineage: Eukaryota; Ciliophora; Spirotrichea; Sporadotrichida; Oxytrichidae
Source: the annotation of a GenBank genome assembly
AUGUUAAGAGUAUUAUGGUUAUCUAUUAUCAUUGCAUUCCCAUAAUUAUUUUACCUUUUAAAUUAAAUUAACGGUUAGAUUAUUGCACUACCUCAAUGUUUUGGGUCAAAAUAGUUACCAAUAGAGUUGACAAAGGAUGCAGGAAUAUUUUCAAAAUUUACAGUCUUACAGUAUUUAGAUGAAUAUGAUUACUUUGCGAUUGGAGGAGUUUAUGGGUCUGAUAUGAUUAUUGGAUUUUAUAAUAACAAAGUUGGAUUUAACAGAUUUAUGUGGCUUAAUUCAUACAAUUAUGCCCCAGAUUAAAUGUUUUAACCUCUCUUGCAGCAGAUUUAAGCUAUUCAAUUUUAGUCAAAAUUGCAUAUUAUAACACUCAUUAGAUCUGAAUAGAUUUAAAAAAAUAAUAAUGAGAUUGAAAUUCCAUUUUUAGUUUUAUUGAUGGGUUUCAAUAAGAAUGGAGAUGGUAGAUUCAAUCUAUUUGCAACUGGGCUUGCAAAUAGCGAUGAAUUAUUAACAAAUAUUUAUGAUAGUACUUCCAUAGUAAGUUAUGAUGUCAUUAUUGCUUAAAUGGCAGUAAGGUUUAACUACGCAGUUGGAUGUUUAGAAAGCUAGGAUUCUACAUAAGCAUUCAUGGGUGCGCUCAUUCAUUAAAUAGGAAAUUCAUAAUCUAGCUUAAUAUUUAGAAAUGUAAGUUCAUCCUAUGCUCAAAGAAAUUUUGAAUGUAUUGGAAUUAAAAUAGCUGCAAAAGAUGAUAUUACCCUUGUCUAUUAGUCAUAUUAUGAAAAGGCAGAUAUUUUUAUGGCUUGGUUAAAAUAAGACCCCUUAUCUAUUACUGGAGAAUAUUUUGUGUAUGAAAAUUAAUUACGUCUAAAUAAGCCAGACUCUUUGACUGUUUACUAAUUCAAAUACGUUUAGGUUAUUGAUGAUUACUUUCAUCUAGAUGACUAUAAUCCUUAAUAUCAAGUAAAAUAACCAUAUUAAGCAAUUAGUUUAUAUUAUUCUGAAUAGUUUUUCGGGACUAAAACUAUUCUCGAAGCUUUAUUUACAGUAAAACCUGAUAUUGUUGAAAUGAAAAACCUUUUGCCCUAAGUUGUACUAUGGAGUAACUAGUAAGUUUAAGGAAAUGAUUCUAUUUUAGUUUCAGAACUUCCAGUGCAAUAAUACAGAAUACCUAAAAAAUUACCCUUGAUAAUUGAUUGCUACUUAGGCAUGCAGUGUGAGAUGUAUUUCUCGAAUUUCACUCUUAAAAAUUCAUGCUUUGACGAGAUAGGUCAAAACAAGAAAUACUUCAUAGAAAUCGGAAUUAAUGGGACACAGCAUCAGUAAUUAUAAAGCAUGUCUGAUUAGAGCUCUUUGAGUACAACAUUAUCAUACAAAUAUUAUUAAUUGAACAAGAUCGGCUUACAUUACUUUUAGUUCACCUAUAAGAUUUAAGAUACUCUUAAUCUUGAAAAUAAAUGGACCUUACUAGAAGAUGUGUUCACACUAAAUAUAACUAAUGGCUGUUAAAAUUAAUAUAAACUGCUUGAAGAUCCUAAAGUUAUUUCGAUAAAACAAAAGAUUUAAACUGAUGUCAAAUACUACUCAAUACCUAAAUUAAGGUUAGGUCCUUAUCAAGAAUGCUUUAAGUAAAGUUUGACAAUAAGUCUUAUAAGAAAUCGAUAAUAAUCAUUAACGAUAAUUAACUUAGAUAAAAAACAAGAUUUCUAAAUAGGAUUCUUAACUAAUAAUGUUUCUAACAUCGGCUAAUAUGAAUUUCAAUACCAUAUAGAAGUUACUGCUGAUAUCGAGCAGUUCACCUCUCAAAGAUCUAUACCACAGUUCUUAUAAUUGGAAAUCAUAAGUGAUUCUGACUAAUUUACCAUAAGUAAUAGUGCACCUUACUUCACAGAGCAAGUUCCAGAUUAUGAAGUAACUGUUGGACAGUUGAUGAUUGCUGACCUCCCAAGAAUUAAUGAUUAAGAGGGUGAUGAUUAUGUUGUAUUAAUAAAAGGCAAAAAAGCUAGUAUAUUUAUUACAGCAACUAAAUAAAAACUUAUCAUUAAUCCUAUUCAGCCUGUUGUGGGAAAGCAUAAAAUCACUAUCAUUUUAAAAGACAAAAAUAAGCAAAGCUUACAAAAAAAAUACUAUUUUCAAGUCUUAGUUAAACCAGAAGUAUCUACUUACUUUGAAUCAUUGUUAAAAGAUUCAAUUUUUUUAGAAGAUUACAAAAAAUCUUAGUCAUAUAAAAUUAUUGGACAUAUUGAGGGCAAAAUCAAUAAGAUUACAAAUACAGGACAAGUUGUGGUUCUAUUUGAUUAAAAUCUAGAUGAUAAUUAAUCAAAAUUCUAGAAUAAAGUUUAGUAAUCGAUUUAGAUUGUUCUGAGUUAAGAGGAUAAAGAAAUAGAUUUAAAAUUUGAAGUAAAGGAAAUUACUUAAAGGAAAAUUAUUUUACAAUUGAACUUUACCGAGCCUGAGAAUAUCUCAAAGUAUUCAGUAAACUUAAACAAUUAACUCAUUUAUUAGGAUUGGGAUAGAUUGAUUAUCAAAUUCAAGUUGAAUUUUCUAUUCCAUGAUAAGACAGAGAAGCUAAUGAUGAAAGAAGGAUAUCAAAUAUAGGGCUACAUACCUCCAUAGAUUAAUCAAGGUUUAAAAGAGUUACUAAAUAGCUUUGGAUCAGCUACUUCAGUCUCCUUAUCAACUAUAAUGGGAUCAAAUUUAAUCAUCAAUAUUAUAAUGUAAGAACAUCCAACUUAAUAUAUUAUGCAGGUCAUAGAGUAUUUAAAUGUUGUGGGGAAUGAUUAAUAGUUUCCAAUUAAUUACUCAUCUACCUUUAAUGUCAGUUAACUCACCUGCCAACGUGGCAUUAUUCUAUAGUUUUAUACUAGAUGUAUCUAGUUUUUAAUUCUUUGA